UUUUAACAAGCCAUUAUGUGUUCGGCCACGCCUACAAUGGGGCGGCUGGGUAUAAAAGACGAGGCCCAACCUAUUCAGAUGGACCACACCCCAAAAAUUUCUGGAAUUUUUCGUCGCAUAUGUAUUCUAUCCCAAGUUUCUAGAGAGGUACUCUGUUACCUUAAUCACUCGGCUAUCCGGCCAUGUGAAAUGGCUAAAAGUAGAAAAAUCGCAGGAGAAGAAGAAGAAAAAGAGAAUAUGCAAGUAGAGGAGGAAGAAGAAGAUGAUGAUGAUGAUACUCAUGAAGAUGAAGAGAUGUCAGAAGAUGAAAUGAUCAAUAAAGAAAUCGAAAUUAAUUUUGAAGCGAUAACACCGGAUGAUUCGGAUAUUCAUGGCAUAAAAAGAUUAUUACAACAGCUCUUCUUGAAGGCUCACGUCAAUUUGUCAGAACUGAGCGAAUUGAUAAUUCAACAGAAUUAUGUUAGCAGCGUAAUAAAGCAAGAGAUUGGAGAAGAGGACGACGACGACGACAUGGACGAUGAAGAUUUUGGAAUGAUUUCGGUGAUUAAUAUAACAGAUAAAAAGGAUGUCAACUGUGUGAGUCAGAUAUGGUCGUUUCUCAAAAAUCACUGCAAGGGAGCAGGUCCUGAAGGAAAGAAGUUAAUCUCCAUUCUGGAAGAUCCAAAUGCUAGAGUAGGUCUUAUACUGAGUGAACGGUUUAUGAACAUCCCUCCAAAAAUUGCUCUACCGCUCUACGAAAAUCUUAGGAUGGACAUGAAAAAAGCUGUUGAUAAAAAUAUGAAAUUUGAUUUUUCACAUUACUUGUUAAUAAGUAAGAUUUAUCACCAGAAAAUGGUGAAGAAAGAUGAAAGUAUCAUUUUUGCAAAUGCAGAAGAGGAAUUCUUUGCCGAAGAAGCUGAAGUUCAGUUUGAAUAUUCUGUGGCUAACGAAUCUGAUACGGUACUGAUGGGAGGAUGGUCCGAAGACGACAGAGAAUGGAAACCUUCCCGGAAGAUAUUAUUGAUACCCAGUCCAAAACUGGAUGUUGUGAUUCAGAAGUUGCAGUCUGAAUUUUUGUAAACUGUUUAUAAGCAUACAGUAAUUUGUAAAAUAAAACUUUUUAUUUAGAAUUUAUAUAAUUUAUAUGUAUGCAAAUGAUUUACCACCACAAAUAAAUAUUUUUGUUAGAAAAUUAUAUUAAUCUGUGUAUUAAGAAUUUUUGUUAUGUUAACAGUAGGCAGUUUCUAGCAGUGCCAUAUCAGAGGCCAUGCUGUUUAGUAUUGGUUAUUGUGUAACUAAGU
Centruroides sculpturatus (bark scorpion) is the source of this 1280-nucleotide messenger RNA. RefSeq names its product BRCA2 and CDKN1A-interacting protein-like. Bases 16 to 1059 code for a protein of 347 amino acids. Lineage: Eukaryota; Metazoa; Arthropoda; Arachnida; Scorpiones; Buthidae. The transcript is spliced from 8 exons. The record is from RefSeq and is a predicted model, not a curated record. Gene Ontology annotation, cellular component: nucleus.